Messenger RNA from Alternaria arborescens, 894 nucleotides. RefSeq lists its product as hypothetical. The record is from RefSeq and is a predicted model, not a curated record. Bases 1 to 894 code for a protein of 297 amino acids. Lineage: Eukaryota; Fungi; Ascomycota; Dothideomycetes; Pleosporales; Pleosporaceae. The transcript has a single exon.
AUGUGCCGAAAAGUCCCUCAUAUGUACAAGCUUGUGGAUCCACAGAAUCUCGAACCUGCUCCUAGCACACCGGAGGAAUUCAUUGAUAUGAUUCGAGAUCAUCACAAGAAAAAUCCUGGGGAACGAUUUGGCAGUAAGAAACAGGGAAUAUGUACAAACUCAUGCAACAACAUCAUCAAGCCACAACAUCGAGCGCGCAUAUCCUUACGUACGGCCGGUCACCAUGCUUUUCGACUUUGUGACGAGGUCAAGCGUAGGAUGGAACUGGGCUUUGAUGAUUUCAGCUCCGAACAAUGGCAAGCCCACAAUCUGUUCAAAUCACUGGUUGAGGAUAAAUCAGACAAAGCCCUGUUGAAGAGGCUAGGAAAGACAGAUGGAAGACAAGUCUCGCAAGAUGAGAUGAAGCUGCUGAUCAAGACCUUCUCAACGAUUUUCUUCCCAACUACGCCGUCGGACGUUCAGAUGGAACUGGACUUCCAGUGGGAGGAUUGGAGAAACACGCCAGGUGAAAUCGGUUUAUACUGCACCAAUGGUACCGACAUGCCUUGGAUCAGCAUGUGUGCUUUUAACGUUGACAAGGAAGUACUGAGCUACGGUCAUCUGAAUGGCUUAGCUAUGGACCGUCUGUCCACAAUCCUUCACGAGAUUGUGCAUGCAUAUUUGGAUCGUUACGCCUGCCGUUGUAUUGGGGUGUUCGGAUCGUUUGAGGAGAGUGUUAAUCAACUAAGUGGACAUGCAUGGGCGUGGCAACGGAUAACAAGUUCUGUGGAACGCGCUGCCCCUGACCUCACUGGUCUCCCUAUCAGUCUAGAACGGUUUAGAAUUAUCCAGGGCUGUUGGGACAAAUUCAGAUAUUGGCCGACUCAACAGGAAGUUAAGGACUGGCAGUUGUAA